Funneliformis caledonium is the source of this 151-nucleotide messenger RNA. The record is from the annotation of a GenBank genome assembly. Lineage: Eukaryota; Fungi; Glomeromycota; Glomeromycetes; Glomerales; Glomeraceae.
AACUCGCCAGGAGACUUCUGAAGGCAUUAUACAAUGGAAUUAUUAUGGAAGAUUAGAAGAAGUGACUACUUCCGAUGAAACUCUUUUCAUGAAAGAGAAUACAAAAGAAAAUGUGAAAGAAGAAUUUAGAAGAGAUUUUGUUUUCAUCAAA